Emys orbicularis (European pond turtle) is the source of this 357-nucleotide messenger RNA. RefSeq names its product ATPase H+ transporting V1 subunit G3 (gene ATP6V1G3). The record is from RefSeq and is a predicted model, not a curated record. The transcript has 3 exons. Gene Ontology annotation, biological process: proton transmembrane transport. Gene Ontology annotation, cellular component: vacuolar proton-transporting V-type ATPase complex. Lineage: Eukaryota; Metazoa; Chordata; Testudines; Emydidae. Bases 1 to 357 code for a protein of 118 amino acids. Gene Ontology annotation, molecular function: proton-transporting ATPase activity, rotational mechanism.
AUGACCAGCCAGUCCCAGGGAAUCCAGCAACUUUUACAGGCAGAAAAACGUGCCAAAGACAAACUAGAAGAAGCCAAAAAGAGAAAGGGAAAGAGACUGAAGCAAGCCAAAGAAGAAGCCAUAGCAGAGAUAGACCACUAUAGGUUACAGAGGGAGAGGGAAUUCAGGCACAAACAAUCUAAUAUAAUGGGAUCCCAAGGUAACCUCUCCACUAAAAUAGAAGAGCAAACAACAGAAAAAAUCCGAGACAUCACCAAUACCUUCCACAAGUACAUGGAAAACAUAAUGAAACAACUUUUGAACAUGGUAUAUGACAUCAAGCCUGAAAUCCACCCAAACUACAGAGACGCAGUUUAA